This is a messenger RNA of Helianthus annuus (common sunflower), 2133 nucleotides long. RefSeq names its product probable L-type lectin-domain containing receptor kinase II.1. The transcript is spliced from 2 exons. The record is from RefSeq and is a predicted model, not a curated record. The coding region runs from base 1 to 2133 and encodes 710 amino acids. Gene Ontology annotation, molecular function: transmembrane receptor protein tyrosine kinase activity; ATP binding. Gene Ontology annotation, cellular component: plasma membrane; plasmodesma. Gene Ontology annotation, biological process: protein autophosphorylation. NCBI's taxonomy places the organism in Eukaryota, Viridiplantae, Streptophyta, Magnoliopsida, Asterales, Asteraceae.
AUGGAAAGAUUGAGGAUUCCACUAAGUGAUAUAACCUUUGCCACAAAAAAUUUUAACAAAAGAUUCUGCAUAGGGUCAGGCGGAUAUGGUAUAGUGUACAAAGCAGAGCUUGAACAUUUAGAUAUCCGAAAAAUAUCAUCAUCAGACUGGGACAACAAAAAUGAACUGCCAAAAAAGCGUAGCACUGUAGCUAUAAAGCGCAUCUUCAACAAGGAAGGUGAGGAAGGGUUUUUCAUGGAAAUUAAAACACUUACUAGUUGUAAUCAUCCAAACAUAGUCUCCCUUCUUGGGUUUUCAAGGGAAAAUGGUGAAAUGAUCCUUGUCUUUGAGUUUGCUGCGAAAGGAAGCCUUGAUAAUUGUUUGGAAAACAAUACAAUGGCUAAUGUUACAUGGGCACAACGAGUACAUAUAUGUCUUGGUAUUGCAAAAGGAUUGAAAUACCUUCAUGCCAACUGGAAGGGUAAACGAAGGAUAGUACACCGAGACAUAAAGAGUGCAAACAUUUUGUUAGAUGGGAAGUGGAAUGCAAUGGUUGCCGAUUUUGGGCUCUCCAAAUUUCACCCUGAGAACCAUCAUGUAAGCACAAUUUAUACCACGCAUGUUGUAGGCACAGAUGUGUACCUAGAUCCCGAAUAUUUAUCUGCAUACAAAUAUAAAAAAGAAUCUGACAUUUACUCUUUUGGAGUAGUCUUAUUUGAGAUGUUAUCUGGAACAUUGGCCUAUGAUUCAAAUUACUACCUGGGCGAUGACAAGGGGCUACCUACUGUUGCAAGAAGAUGUUUCAAAGAGGGAAAAAUAAAAGAAUUGAUUGAUCCUAAUAUGAUGGUAGAAGUUAAUGAACACACCUUUACAGUAAAUAAAGGACCUAAUCAAAAGUCUUUGGAUGCAUUUACAAAAAUUGCAUAUCUAUGUUUGGCAGAAACUCAAAUUAACCGCCCAAAAAUGGAAGAUAUCAUUAAGGGACUUGAGGAUGCAUUACGCUUUCAGGGAAAACCAUUCGUACUCCAAAAGUUUCAACUAAGCGCUAUAGUCUCCGCAACCAUGAAUUUUGCAGCUAAAUGUUGUGUUGGGGAAGGCGCGUAUGGUAUGAUGUAUAAUGCAAGACUUGAUCAUUUUGAUACCCAAAGUUUAUCCAAAAUAGAAGGGAUUAAUGGCAGUGAACUGUCCUGGAGAUGCAGCAAUGUAGCUCUAAAACGCAUCUUUAAUAGAGAAGACGAACAUGGUAAACAAGGGUUCUUUGAAGAAAUUGAAAUGCUUGCCAAUGUUAAGCAUCCCAAUAUAGUCACUCUUCUUGGUGUUUCAAGUGAAAAUUGUGAGAUGAUUCUUAUAUACAAUGACGCUUUUAAAGGAAGCCUCCAUGAUUGUUUAGGAAACUCUGAUAACAUGGCUGAACUUACUUGGGAAAAACGUAUAAAAAUCAGCCUUGAUAUCGCACAAGGAUUAAAUUACCUUCAAACCAGUCCAGUGGAUAAACAAAAGAUAAUGCGGUUUGAUAUGAAUAGCGCCAACAUUUUAAUGGACUCUUGUUGGAGUGCGAAGAUUGCUUGCUUUUGGCUCUCUACAUUAAACACCGCUACUAAUGUAACCAACUCCCGCAAUUUCAGAAAAGUGCAAUCGGAACCUGAAUAUUUGAAAAUAGAGAAGAUGAAAAAAGAAUCUGUUAUUUACUCAUUUGGAAUAAUUUUAUUUGAAAUCCUGUGUGGCAAGGUACAAUAUGAUGAAAUUUACUAUGUCGAAAAUGAGAAGGGGCUUCCUACUAUUGCACGGCGAUGUUUUGAGAAGGGAACACUUUUAAAGGAAAUGAUAGAUCACGUUUUGAAGAAAAAAGUUGGGGAAAAUUCUUAUAGACUUGAUGAAAACAUCAAUCAGUAUUCUUUUGAUGCAUUUUCAAAAAUUGCAUAUCAUUGUUGUUCAGCGACAGAAGCUUCUCGUCCAUCAAUGGAAGACAUCAUCAUGGAACUUAAGAACGCGCUUAAAAUGCAAGUAAGUCAUAGUUUUUUGUUAAUAUUAUUAGAACAUCCUGUAUGGGGCGUGGAGAGGGGGAGGGGAAGCCCUUCCAUGCUCCCUACACCACCACGAACAUGGCGUUUAGGGCGUGGUCCCUUUGGGGAUUUGUCGCGGGGGAGGUGGUGA